Messenger RNA from Hyaloperonospora brassicae, 1413 nucleotides. NCBI's taxonomy places the organism in Eukaryota, Oomycota, Peronosporomycetes, Peronosporales, Peronosporaceae. The record is from the annotation of a GenBank genome assembly.
AUGCCACCUGCUACCAUGCAUCGCAUCGUGUCCGACGCCGCGGUGGGCAACGCAGCCGCACAGGACGUCCCGGGAGACCGUGGACGGCGCGUCGAGACACCGAGAGAGCUGGCACCGGGUGACGUGGCACUGCGAGCGGCUGCGUACACUGUCGUGCUGUUGCCGGAGCUCUGGGGUGCGCACUGCCACACGUGCUUUGUGGCCGCGGAGCGGCAGCGUCUCCGUCGCUGUGGCCGCUGCCGGACGGUCUCGUACUGCUCGAAAACAUGUCAGCAGGCGAACUGGCAGUUGGAUCACUCGACCGAGUGCAAGCGGCUCAAGCAGUUGACGCAGCUGGGACUGACGAGCGACCAAGUGAUGGACGUCGUGCUUCUAGCGCGCGUCUUGCGGCGCACAGGUGUCGAGGGACGGACGCCCACGGAGCUCGUGUGGUACGAAGAAGACGUGAAGGACCAGGAACUGGUGUUACUGGCCGCGUUGACUCAGAAAUUGGGUCUAGUGGCAAUCAAGCACUCGAUGGACGAGAUGCUGCGCAUGCUGAGUCGCUUUCGCAACAACAACUUUUCGAUCGUGGACGAACUGCUACUGCCACUGGGUGCCGGCUGUUUUCCCCUCGGCGCGAUGGUCAACCACAGCUGUGACCCAAACUGUGCUGUCACUUUUGUGCCAAAGACGCUGGAUAUCGAGUUCCGGGCGAUGAGGCCCAUCAAGGCUGGUCAAGAGCUCACGCAGACGUACGUUGACGUUGCGCUGCCACGUCGUGAGAGACAACAGCGACUGCAACGCAAGUAUCAUUUCCAAUGCGCAUGUACCCGUUGUGCGCUGCCUUUGCAAGACCCCAGUUGCCCCGACGCUUUCCUCGACGCCGACAGUGAUGGCGUUCCACAAGAGUUCUGGACACAGGAACGUCACGACGAAGUGGAGCAGGCGCUACAAGAAGCUCGUGAUGCUACCAGUUGCGAUGCCGACGAGACAGAUGCAGCUGUGCAGCAACAGCAACGCAUUGACGCACUGAAAAAGCGGGUCGAGCGUCAAAGUGGUGUGCUCCACCGUGAGAACAUUGCACGGCUACAGACGCUGUCGGCGCUUUUUAGCGCUGAAAUGGAACGUGGGAGUGUGCGAGCAACGUGUGAACAUGGAGAGCAUAUGUUGGAGUUCUACAGACGUGUCUACACUGCAAACCACCCGAUGACUGGACUUCAUUUGUUCACCCUUGGCGAUCUGUACGAUCAACUGGCACAGGCCGGACCAGAGACUGCGGACUGGUGCGAGGCAAAGUCGAUCGAGUGUCUGACCGAGGCGCAACGUAUUCUUCGAAUCACGUAUGGACAGGAGCACCGGUUCGUGAAGAUGCUCGCAGACCGACUCGAGGGACAUCCUCGAAGUCGUGACAAGGUCCAAGCACAGGGUUGA